Messenger RNA from Cuscuta campestris, 1179 nucleotides. NCBI's taxonomy places the organism in Eukaryota, Viridiplantae, Streptophyta, Magnoliopsida, Solanales, Convolvulaceae. The record is from the annotation of a GenBank genome assembly.
GUGUUCCCGCCCAUUUGUUAAGCUACAGUAGCCGCAUGACUCUGGACCGCACAUUCCGAUCAAAAAAGGUGGUGAAGCUUCCAGCAUACUCAUUUUAGUGUACGGAUGACACUUUGGACGGCACAUUCAGUUUCUUUUGAAGAAAGAAAAUUUAAUAAAGAAGUAAAUCCAAAAAAAAUCCAAAAAGGUAAAAUGGACCCUUGCCGACUCAGCAGCACAUCUUCGCCGGGAAGCAGAUCUUCGCCGGGAAGCAGCUUGAAGACGGGACCCUUGCCGACUACAACAUCCAAAAAGUCUACUCUGCAUCUGGUGUUGAGGCUUCCUGGUGGAAUUAUCGAGCAUGCUUUGAUGGGAGAACAUCUGCCGCAAUUCUCGAAAUUGGAACUCUCAAUUCAUCCUCUCUGUUGCCCGUUGCUUUAACUUAGCGUAAGGGACGAUGCCCAAAGAAAGGCCGCAUGUGAGCCAUGCUCUCUUUGUUUGUCAUUCGCUUGAGUCAACCGUUGAGGAUCAACAAGGGUUGUUCAAGAGCUUUCGACUGACCACAUAUGGAUUGCAAGCUUCUGAUGACACUAAAGGGGGGCACAACUAAUAUUCUGAAAACUUGACAUUGGGGAGUGAUGCCAAUCCAGUGAGGUCAUGUUCCAUGUACUCAAAACCAAGAUACAAGCUUCAAGAUGUUAUUGAGAGUCUACUUUGCAUCUGGUGUUGAGGCUUCGUGGUGGAAUUAUCCAGCCGUCUUUGAUGGCAUUGGCUAUGAAGUACAAUGCCGUAAGAUCUAGGGUUCCAGGUUUUGAAGCUUUCUUUCUCCUGCAUUAAAUUGGGAGACAAUAUUGUAUCAAUUCUUUUCCCAAACAGAUGCCGCAGAGUAGGCCUCUAAAAUCCUCACCUAGAUAGCCAUUCCUCUUGCAAUUGUGGUUCAUUUUUUGUUGUUUCUAUUUAUGGAAUCAUCUUCACAAUGCCUUCCAAUAUCCCAGCACUUCGAUGGUGGACUGUUGCUGAGUUCAGCUGAAUUUGAAUGAAUCCAGCCUUGCAGUUACUUUUCACAUGAGAUACUGCAGGUUUGUACUCAACUCUGUUUUGAAUAUUUUGGUUGAAUUUUUUGAUGGAUUGUGAGCGAUUAGCGAUGCUCUUUCAGAAUAUGGUGUUGGAUUUUCAAUCCAAUCAAGAUUUCUUGGAAGU